AUGAGCGCUUUUGCAGCCAGAAAGAGCUUAUGGGGAGCCCAGAUCGACUCUUCUGCCGUCGAGGCGCCCAGACAAAAACAGGAGAACAAUUCGAUCAACCAAGAAAUUAGCUCAAGGAGGCCAUCCCCUGGCCCACAGGAGUCUCUCCCGUCAGCAAUUCAAAUGGGAGAGAAUCCCCGGGCCAAACCUCAAGUGCCUCCCAGCGACGCAUCACAGCGAACUAUCCUUCAGUUCUCAUCGUUCAAACCUAAUAGGAAGAACUACCAACAGAAAUUGGAUGGUCGUACUAUCCUCAAACUAGCUGACGGAGAGCGCAUUGUGAUACUCGGCAGUUAUGGCCUUGGGAUCUUAGAAGGCGAAGUCACCAUAUUAGGGGCUACAAUACGGGCAGGUGACCCAGUCCAAUGGAUACAUGCCUCGCACUGUCAUGCACUUCCCGUUCUCCGAACGACGAAGGAUACAACCGUCGAAUUGCGGUCUCAUCCAGCCGCCAGUGAUCUGCGGGCGUUGGAGAGGCUCUCUUUAAUGUUCGGAAAGUUGUGGAACGAGACCUCUCAGCCUGGUCCCGGGUCGGGUUCAAAUAAACAAUACAACAGUACCUUCCAGAUUGUCAGCUGUUUCCCCCCUACUUCUCGGCACCACUUUAGGCCGCUAACCUCGAAGCAGGUCUAUACUUCAGAAGAUGGUCCUAAGAGAGCCAUUCUGCAGGAUCUGGUGUCACCAGCCGAAUGGAAUAAGAAGAUUGCGGAACUGGCUGGUGGCAAGCCACCGGGGCCGCCUGUCUUAUUUAUAUGCGGCCCUAAAUCCUCGGGCAAAUCUACCUUUGGAAAGCUGUUGACAAACCGCCUUGUAACGAACCAAGCCUCCUCUCGAAAGCGGGCAUGGCAAGGUGUCGCUGUGCUUGAUCUUGACCCGGGACAACCCGAAUACUCGGCACCAGGUGUUGUCUCCCUCGUUCAUGUCACCAAGCCCAAUCUUGCACCCCCUUUCUGUCAUCCCUGUCCCGACCCUGGCAAUAGAAUAGUUCGAUCACACGCCAUUGCCUCCGUCACUCCGGCGUUAGAUCCCGAGCACUACCUUGAGUGUGCUCUAGAUCUCUUUGGCCACUAUCGAGAUAAAUUGGGCACCAAAAGCCCCUUGAUUGUCAAUACUCCCGGCUGGAUCCAAGGGACAGGACUUGAUAUGCUCCUGGCGCUGGUCGAGAAGAUCCGCCCUAGCGAAGUCAUCUACAUGUCUCAAGAAGGCCCAGAAGAGACGGUUGAUGGCCUCAGGGCGGCAUGUCGACAGGUUCCGUUGUCUGCCUUGCCUUCUCAGGCAAGCGAGUACGCCUCGAGGACCGCUUUGCACCUUCGGGCAAUGCAGGCCAUGUCGUACUUCCACUCGGACAAACCUUCCCUACAAUCUCACCACUCGCGCUGGGAUCCCAGGCCCCUAGCAGAUAUGCCGCCUUGGAAAGUCAGGUUCAGGGGGCCAAGCCGGGGCUUCCUUGGCCUUCUCUGCUACGACUAUCAGCCGCCCCCGAACCUGCUCGUGGAGGCCAUCAAUGGAAUGAUCGUAGGCCUCGCAGCCAUCGAGCAAAACGCAGCAUUGAGGGAUUUGCUCGCGGGCGACUCGUCGGGCGAAAGGCCGACCCUGGGCUCCCGUUUCGGCAUGGAAUUGGGUGACAAGACGCCCGCCGAGCACGACGAAGGGGAUUUGGUCCCGCGGACACCUGAAGGGAUUCCAUUUAUCCCGAACCCCAGAGGCCGGACCUUGAAUCCUAGGUAUUCAAGGCUGCUCGGCCUGGCACUCAUCCGUGGCAUCGAUGUUCGACGGGGGGAGCUUCACAUCCUGACUCCCUUGUUAGAGAAUAUUAUCACCGACCUUGCAAGGGACGGGAAGAAGCUCGUCCUGGUAGCUGGCAAAUUUGACACCCCGAGCUGGGCGUACACUGAAGAUCUGUAUAAGCGUUCCUACGGCAGCAAUGUGGCGGGAAAUGCAGCCCAGGGAGCAGUGGAGGUGACGGACGAGGACACGGACGAUGACUCGUCUCAGGGUGGCGCCGAGGAGAGCGUCGAUGUCCUCAUCAUUGGAGCUGGCCCGGCUGGGCUGAUGAUGGCCCUCUGGAUGGCCCGACUGGGGAUCAAGACGCGCAUUGUGGACAAGCGGACGGCCAAGGUAUUUUCAGGGCAGGCGGAUGGAUUCCAAUCGCGGACUCUCGAGAUCCUGGACAGCUUCGGAAUCGGAGAGAGGGUAUGGAAGGAGGGGAACCACAUGAUCGAGGUUUGCAUCUGGAACCCGGAUUCGGACGGCCAGAUAAAGCGGGACUCGCGCGUCGCCGACGUCAUCCCGGGCCUGUCGCGUUUCAGCCAGGUCGUCCUCCACCAGGGCCGCAUGGAGCGGUUCUUCCUAGACGCCAUCCAGGCCUCGUACGCGCCGCCGCCGCCCCCCUCGGCGGACUCGCCGGCUGGCUCGGCCGAGGAGGAGCAGCCCGCGCCCAUCCGUGUGGAGCGGUGCGUCGUCCCCACAUCGAUCACCGUCGACCAAGAUAACGCCGGCGACGACGACGACGACGACGACGCGCAUCCCGUCGCUGUCACGCUGCGGCACCUGUCGGAGGAGGAGGCCACGCCGACGCAGAGGCUGAGCAACCUCAGCGACGGUCUGUUCCGCAGCAACCUGGCGGAGGACGACCUCGACGAUAUCUUGAGCAGAACCGCCAAGCGGGAGCAUCAGGAGGAAGUCGUCAGGUGCAAGUUCGUGGUCGGCUGUGAUGGAGCGCACAGCUGGACUCGGAAGGCCUUGGGCAAGGAGUUCGAAAUGGUGGGAGAGAUGACCGACUUUAUUUGGGGUGUGCUGGAUAUCGUGCCCAUCACGGAUUUCCCCGACAUAAGAAAGCGGGUGCUCAUCCAUAGUGCAUCAUCGGGAAGCAUGAUGGUCAUACCGCGGGAGAACAAGCUGGUCCGGCUGUACAUCCAAUUGACUGAAGUGUCUCCAGGUGGUGGCCGGGUAGAUCGCUCCAAGAUCAAGCCAGACAUGAUCCUGAAAGCCGCGCAGAAGAUCCUCAGCCCCUAUAAGCUGGAAUACCACUACUGCGACUGGUGGACUGCCUACCAGAUCGGACAGCGAGUAGGUCCGCAUUUCAGUAAGCUGGACCGCGUGUUCUUAGCAGGCGAUGCAGUCCAUACGCACUCGCCAAAAGCCGGCCAAGGGAUGAACACGUCAAUGCAGGACACGUACAAUCUCGGCUGGAAGAUUGGGCUCGUCUGCAAGAAGAUACUGAAGCGGGAGGUGCUGGCAACCUACCGGUUCGAGCGUCAGAUGGUAGCCAAGCAGCUCAUAGCCUUUGACCAGAAGUUCUCUGCGCUGUUCUCCGGCCGGCCGAAGAGGGAUAUCCUGGACGAGACAGGUGUCUCUGCGGCCGAUUUUGCAAAUGCCUUCGAGAUGAGCCAUAUGUUCACGACGGGGAUUGGGAUAAAUUACCAGGCCGAUCUCCUCGUCGCCAAGCCUCCCGGCAGCAGCUUCGACGAAGGCAUGCCCAUUGUCGAGAUGAGCGAGCAAGCAACCGCAAGUCCGGCGCAGAGCACGCUGUCCCUGGCCGCGAACUGCAAGCCGGGCACGCGCUUCGCCUCCCACCAGGUCCUCAGCCAGGCUGAUGCGCGGCCGUGGCAGCUUCACCACAUGAUGCCUUCCGAUGGGCGGUUCCGGAUCGUGGUGUUUGCGGGGAAUAUCGGGGACGCCGCGCAACUGGCAAAGGUAAACGAGCUGGGAGCCUGGCUUGGCUCGGAGCUGCUGCCAAAGUACCCGACCAUGGCAUUAUCCGUCGGGUCUAACCCUCACGGGGCCAUCGCAAAGUUCCGCACGGAGCGGCAGCCGAGCAUUAUCGAUGUGCUGCUGGUGCAUUCGGCUCCGCGCGAGGAUGUUGACAUGUUGAAGGACCUGCACGAGACCUAUCAUCCGUUCGACCUCAAGUUGGGCUGGGAGUAUGGCAAGGUGUUUGCCGACGGUCCAAGCUAUCACGAGGGUGACGGCGAGGCAUAUCGGAAGUAUGGUGUUGACAAGCAGCACGGCGCGGUCGUCGUUGUCCGACCGGAUGGAUAUACUGGCCUAGUAACCCAGAUAGGGGCUGAGGGAUGGAAGGAGACCGAGAAGUGGUUUGGAUCAGUCCUGCGGCAGUCUUGA
This is a messenger RNA of Phialemonium atrogriseum, 4161 nucleotides long. RefSeq names its product FAD binding domain-containing protein. The transcript is spliced from 10 exons. NCBI's taxonomy places the organism in Eukaryota, Fungi, Ascomycota, Sordariomycetes, Cephalothecales, Cephalothecaceae. The record is from RefSeq and is a predicted model, not a curated record. Gene Ontology annotation, molecular function: oxidoreductase activity; FAD binding. The coding region runs from base 1 to 4161 and encodes 1386 amino acids.